AUGCAAACAUUUACUGCUGCAGAGAAACUGCUGACAAAGCAGUCAACUGUCAGCAAAGUGGAAUUCAUCUCUAUGUUGCAGUGCUGCAGGUAAAGGUGAUUCCUGCCACAGAGGGACAGACAGUAACACUGAUGUGCAGCAGCAGCAGCUGUCCUCUGACUGAAAACCCUGCAGCCUACAUCUGGUACAAGAACAGAGAGUUUCUCUAUGAGGACUGGUCUCCCUGGUACCAAGAGCUGCUCAGCAGUGAGGAAGCAGUCACAUACUCCUGUGCUGUCAAAGGCUACGAGCAUCUCAGAGCCCCUGAAGUCUCUGUGGCUUCUCUGACUCCAGCCUGCUUCACUGUGACCUCUGCUAAAGGGAGGAUGUGUUCUUCUGAGCAGACAUCAGUGGAUGAGUCCUGCACCAUCACAUAUCCCAGAGAAAUUCAUAUCCAGAGAUCUCCUGGUGCAGUAAAUCACAGCAGACUGACCUGUAACAGCAGCUGUUUUCUGACUGACCCUCUGACGUCCUUUGUUUGGUACAAGAACAGAAAGAGAACGACAGAGGAGAAAAAACAGAUUUUAGUUUCUGACAAUUCUCCAGACAGCUUCUCUUGUGCUGUAAAAGGUGUUGAGGAUGUCCACUCUGCUGACGUCUGUGUUUUGAAUGAGACCUGCUGGAGUCUGAAUUAUGUCCACAGCAGAAUCUGCGCCCUGGAAGGAUCUUCAGUGAACAUCUCCAGUAAAUACUCACAUCCUGAGUACGAGCAGAUAAAGUCUAAAUGUUGGUACAAAGUAAAGAGAAAUGCUGAGGAGGAAGCUGAACAGCUGCAUGAGGAUGCAGAUAAUGUGGAGUAUGAUGACAGCAUGAAGAACCAACACAUCCUCACAUUAAAACACCUGAAGAAAGAUGACUCAGCAGAAUACAGGCUCACAAUCACAACAGAAAAUGAACUGAAACAGUCUGAUGUUCCUGGAGUUAUUCUGAUUGUCACAGAGCUGAGAGUGGAGAUGAGUCCUUCUGCAGUGGUGACAGAGGGUCAGAGAGUCACACUGACCUGCAGGACCAGCUGUCCUCUGACUCACAACACAAACUACAUUUGGUACUUCAACAGUCGACCUCUGACCCCGAGAGAGAACCAAAACAAACAUCUGAUCCUGGGACCCAGUCAGCAGGGAGAAUACAGGAAGCUACUCCUGUGCUGUGGAAACCAACAAAGAUAUCAGCUCUGCUCCAAAGACUCUCACUGUCCAAAGUAUCACAGGAACAUGGACACCAGCAGCUGCAGGAGGUUCUGCAGCUCUCCUGGUUUUAAUACUGCUCACUGUCUUCUGCUGGAUCAGGAAAAAGAGGACCACCAGUGAGACUCCAAGAAGAGAAAAAUCAGAGAACAAGCAGCAGAUGAAUCUUGAUCCCAUGUAUGAAAACAUCUCCGCUCAGUCAGCAGAGCAGGAUGAUCAUCACUAUAGCAGACUGCACUUCAGUGAGAACCACACAGCUGAUCUCUACUCCACC
Archocentrus centrarchus (flier cichlid) is the source of this 1497-nucleotide messenger RNA. RefSeq lists its product as uncharacterized. The record is from RefSeq and is a predicted model, not a curated record. NCBI's taxonomy places the organism in Eukaryota, Metazoa, Chordata, Actinopteri, Cichliformes, Cichlidae. The transcript is spliced from 8 exons. The coding region runs from base 132 to 1346 and encodes 404 amino acids.